This is a messenger RNA of Eucalyptus grandis, 1355 nucleotides long. RefSeq names its product peroxidase 55. Gene Ontology annotation, molecular function: heme binding; peroxidase activity. The record is from RefSeq and is a predicted model, not a curated record. NCBI's taxonomy places the organism in Eukaryota, Viridiplantae, Streptophyta, Magnoliopsida, Myrtales, Myrtaceae. Gene Ontology annotation, biological process: hydrogen peroxide catabolic process; response to oxidative stress. The coding region runs from base 146 to 1135 and encodes 329 amino acids. The transcript is spliced from 3 exons.
CACAUCCUGAGACUCGUUAUAAAUGCGUGCGAAGAAGUCGUGUUGUUGGGUCCAGAAGAAAACGUUGUAGGGAAAGAAGACAGGAGCUUCUUGCUUCUUUGGGUGGUUGGUGAGGGAAGAAUUUUGCAAACUAGAGGGGAAGGACAUGGAGAGGCCAAUGGCGAGGAAAUUAGGACUUUGGUUGGUGGUGGUUUUUGCGGCGGCCGCAGCGGAGGUGGGAAGAGCUCAACUGAAGGAGGGUUUCUAUGCCCAGACCUGCCCAAACGUCAAGAGCAUCGUGGAGCAGGUGGUAACGACCAAGUUCGGCCAGACCUUCAUCACCGUCCCCGGCACGCUCCGCCUCUUCUUCCACGAUUGCUUCAUCGAGGGAUGUGAUGCUUCGAUUUUGAUCUCGUCGCCUAACGGGGAUGCUGAGAAAGACGCUCCGGAUAAUCAGUCUCUAGCCGGAGACGGGUUCGACACUGUUAUCAAAGCGAAGCAAGCUGUUGAAGCGAGUUGCCCUGGCGUCGUGUCAUGCGCGGACAUCUUAGCCAUAGCUGCUCGAGACGUAGUUGUCCUGGCCGGAGGUCCAUCGUUCGACGUCGAGCUCGGCCGUCGCGACGGUCUCAUCUCCAAAGCAUCUCUAGUAGCCGGGAAGUUACCGGAACCGAACUUUGAUCUCGACCAGCUCAACGCGAUUUUCUCCCAACACAACCUCACGCAAUCUGACAUGAUCGCCCUCUCGGGCGCUCACACCCUCGGCUUCUCCCACUGCGACCGCUUCGCCAACCGUCUCUACUCGUUCUCCUCAUCAUCUCCGGUGGACCCGACUCUCAACUCGACCUACGCAGCGCAGCUGAUGCAAGAAUGCCCCCAGAAUGUGGACCCGCAAAUAGCAAUCAACAUGGACCCCGUGACUCCGCAGACGUUCGACAACAUGUACUACACGAAUCUGGUCCAAGGCAAGGGCCUGUUCACUUCGGACGAGUCGCUCUUCACCGAUUCAGCGUCCAAGCCUACCGUGCUGAACUUCGCUAACAGCCCAGGCAGCUUCAACCAGGCCUUCGCCACCGCGAUGAGGAAGCUCGGGAGGGUGGGUGUCAAGACCGGAAGCCAAGGAGAGAUACGAAGAGAUUGUACAGCUUUCAAUUCAUGAAUUACAGUCAUUGCUUGAAGAUUUAGACAUGGAAUCAAUAAGCAGUGUGCACUGUGCAGUUCUGAAUUAUGAAAUAAAAAGUACCACCCCAUUUGUUUUGCACUGGACUGUUCGAGCAAACCAACUCUCAGAAUUUUUUUCGAUGUAAUAAUCGUCAUUUUACAACAAUAGAAGCCAUCAGGGAACUGAUACUUAAAACCUUUCAUGGAAGCAGAUGAAG